AUGGCAGAGCAGAGCCCCAAGACUCCUGUAUAUUUCGUGUCCCAUGGAGGACCAAACCUAAUGGAAGAUACGGAUCACCCGGCAUAUAAAAAGCUGCAAGAGAUCGGCAAGGAGAUCACGAGCAAGGUUAAGCCAAAAGCAGUGGUUCUCUUCUCCGCUCAUUGGCAAGGCCGGAAUGAUAAGGUGCUUGUGAACACAGCUGAGAUCACCGAUUUGAUUUACGAUUUCUAUGGCUUUCCUGAUUGGUACUACUCCGUCAAGUAUCCUCACGUAGGAAGCCGGGAACUCGCGCAAAAGGUCAUGUCAAAGCUUGAGACUGCCGGAAUCGGCUAUACGCCAGUAACCCGCGGCCUUGACCAUGGUGCUUGGCUUCCGUUGCUUAUCGCAUUCGAUCCCGAGAAGAAUCCGCUCAAUGUCCCUAUUGUCCAGGUCUCUCUCUUCAAAAAUGAAAAUCCAGACGAGCAUCACAGACUCGGAGAGGCUGUGGCAUCUCUCAGGGAGGAAAAUGUCCUUGUUCUGGCAUCCGGAAUGGCGGUACACAACCUGAGGGAUCUUUGGUUCUCCAUGGGCCAGGAUCAACCAAUGCCGUAUGUCUAUAGCUUUGAUGGUGCCCUGAAAGAUGCUGCUACAGCCGAGCCGGAUCAAAGGAAGGCAAAAAUGGCGGAACUGCUGAAACGUGGAGAUGCCCGUCAAGCUCACCCAACUUUUGAGCACCUACUGCCCAUUCAUAUCGCGGCGGGGGCAGCGGGAAGCGACCUUGGGACUCGCCUCUUCACCAUGGCGGACGGAAGUAUGAGCUGGGCGCAAUAUCGAUUCGGGGAUUUGACGGUGAAUGAGACGAUUGCGGCGAAGUUCUAG
Lasiodiplodia theobromae is the source of this 858-nucleotide messenger RNA. Its product is annotated as Extradiol ring-cleavage dioxygenase class III enzyme subunit B. The transcript is spliced from 5 exons. The coding region runs from base 1 to 858 and encodes 285 amino acids. The record is from RefSeq and is a predicted model, not a curated record. Gene Ontology annotation, molecular function: zinc ion binding; ferrous iron binding; oxidoreductase activity, acting on single donors with incorporation of molecular oxygen. Lineage: Eukaryota; Fungi; Ascomycota; Dothideomycetes; Botryosphaeriales; Botryosphaeriaceae.